Acipenser ruthenus (sterlet) is the source of this 2215-nucleotide messenger RNA. Its product is annotated as propionyl-CoA carboxylase alpha chain, mitochondrial-like. Gene Ontology annotation, molecular function: metal ion binding; ATP binding; propionyl-CoA carboxylase activity. Gene Ontology annotation, cellular component: mitochondrion. Lineage: Eukaryota; Metazoa; Chordata; Actinopteri; Acipenseriformes; Acipenseridae. The coding region runs from base 58 to 2193 and encodes 711 amino acids. The transcript has 24 exons. The record is from RefSeq and is a predicted model, not a curated record.
CGUAACAUACCCCCAAUGUGAAAGGUUACCAUAGAGCAACAUUGUAGUCAGGCAGCAAUGGCGACCUACAGAGUCACUCCAGCUCUGCACAGAUUUCUGCUAACGGUGAAGCAUGUCUCUUUCAGGUCCAGGUGGUGCAUGGUUGCAUCUCGAACACAGUACUCAACUGUUUACGAUCCUAGCGAAAAGACAUUUGACAAGAUUCUCAUUGCAAACAGAGGAGAGAUUGCCUGCCGGGUCAUUAAAACAUGUAAGAAGAUGGGCAUCAAAACAGUUGCAGUACACAGUGAUGUUGACUCCAGUGCUGUCCAUGUGAAAAUGGCGGACGAAGCUGUCUGUGUUGGCCCAGCUCCCACCAACAAAAGCUACCUCAACACUGAUGCCAUCAUGGAGGCCAUUAGGAAAACCGGAGCCCAAGCUGUGCAUCCAGGCUAUGGGUUUUUAUCAGAAAACAAAGAAUUUGCCCGACGACUGGCAGCAGAAGGUGUCACCUUCAUUGGACCUGACACGCAUGCUAUUCAAGCCAUGGGAGACAAGAUUGAGAGCAAAUUAAUAGCCAAGGAUGCUAAGGUCAACACCAUCCCUGGCUUUGAUGGGGUGGUCAAGGAUGUGGAUGAAGCUGUCAGAAUUGCAAGGGAAAUUGGCUACCCCGUCAUGAUCAAGGCCUCAGCAGGUGGCGGUGGGAAAGGCAUGAGGAUAGCCUGCAAUGAUGAAGAGACCAGGGAAGGGUUCCGCUUUUCUUCGCAAGAAGCUGCCUCAAGUUUUGGCGAUGAUCGGCUUUUGAUUGAGAAGUUUAUUGAUAACCCAAGGCACAUAGAAAUUCAAGUUCUUGCAGACAAACACGGCAAUGCGCUCUGGCUGAACGAGAGAGAGUGCUCUAUUCAAAGAAGAAACCAAAAGGUGGUGGAAGAAGCACCAAGUACCUUUCUCGAUCCAGAGACUCGCCGAGCAAUGGGUGAGCAGGCGGUAUCCCUGGCUAAAGCAGUGCAGUACUCGUCAGCUGGAACAGUGGAAUUCCUGGUGGACUCGGCAAGGAAUUUCUUCUUCUUGGAAAUGAACACUCGCCUUCAGGUUGAACACCCCAUCACAGAAUGCAUUACUGGCCUGGACUUGGUCCAAGAAAUGAUCCGUGUUGCCAAGGGUUACUCACUUCGCCACAAACAGGCUGACAUUCCUAUUAAUGGUUGGGCCAUUGAAAGCAGAGUUUAUGCUGAGGAUCCCUACAAAUCGUUUGGCCUUCCUUCGAUUGGUCGUCUCUCACAGUACCAGGAACCACUGGGUUUGCCUGCUGUUCGCGUUGACAGUGGCAUUCAAGAAGGAAGUGAAAUCAGCAUUUACUAUGAUCCCAUGAUCUCCAAAUUGGUUACAUAUGGCUCUACUCGAGCUGAAGCACUUCAGAGAAUGGAGGAGGCUCUAGACAAUUAUGUCAUUCGAGGAGUGACACACAACAUCCCUCUUCUGAGAGAGAUCAUCGUCCACCCCCUGUUUGUCAAAGGAGAUAUCAGCACCAAAUUCCUCACCGACGUCUAUCCUGAUGGCUUUAAAGGCCAUCAGCUAACAGAUUCAGAGAGGAGAGAAUUGUUGGCAACGGCAGCUUGUGUGUUUGUGGCAGCACAACUGAGAUCCCAGAAGUUCGAAGGAAACUUGAGGGUCUCCACAGCCCAACAAGUGCAGAAGAGGUGGGAGCUGUCAUUGAAGCUGGAUAAGGGUAUUCAUGCAGUGACUGUGUUGCAAUCAGGAUCAACCUACACUGUGGAGCUUGAUGAGAAGAGGUUGGAUGUGACCAGUGAAUGGAACCUUGCAUCUGCUUUGUUACCUGUCACCAUCAACGGAACCCAGAGGACCAUGCAGUGUCUUUCCAGAGAUGCAAGUGGAGAUAUGAGUCUACAGUAUUUGGGCACAGUGUUUAAAGUCCGGGUGCUGAGCAGACUGGCAGCCGAGCUGAGCAGACACAUGCCUGAGAAAGUGCCAGAGGACACCAGCAGCAUCCUGAGAUCACCAAUGCCUGGCACUGUGGUGACUGUCUCUGUCAAACCCGGGGAUGCGGUGGCAGAGGGACAAGAAAUCUGUGUGAUUGAAGCAAUGAAAAUGCAGAAUAGCAUGACUGCUGCCAAAGCUGCCAAGGUGAAAAGUGUGCAUUGCAAAGCUGGAGAAACUGUAGGAGAAGGCGAUGUACUUGUUGAAUUGGAAUAAAUAUAUGCAUUUUCAAACAAUA